CCCCCCAAAAAAUGAAAAAGUACAAAAAUUUACAAUUAUAUAUAUUUGCAUGAAACCGUCCACGUGCCUUCACCCAUUCUCCUGCCUUCCUUAAAACCUAAGAAUUUCAAGCACAAGACACCACACCCACCACUUCCCCUGUUCUUUGGCCAUUUCCUCCAAAUUUUCUUUUUGAUUCCCAGCAAAAACCCAUAAAUCCAAAUCCCUCAAUUAGUGCAUUUAGCAGCCAAAAGAUGGAUUCUUUUUAAAAGGGUACGAGGGAAACAGAAUAACAAUAACAAUUAAGAUUCAGAGGCAGAGGCAGAGGCAGAGCAAGGCGAGAAAGAGAAGACGAAGGCACAAUAUAAAAGAAAGAUUCGGCGAGUUUCCUGAAUCAGAAGCUAGAAAGCUCGCUCCUUUGCGGGAAGAAAAGAAAAAGGCGAAGCUGCACCGACUCGGCUGGGGACCGAACACACUCUCUCUAUCGUCAUUUCCCACUUGGGGUACUUAUCCGUUUUCCCCCCCUUCUCCUUGGUUUUCGAAACUCUGUAUUGAGCUAAAAUUCCUCGCAUUUACAAUCCCUCGUUGAGAAUUCGUCAAUGGGGGUUUUGAUGGUGUUUGUCUGAUGAAUGUAAUCGGGCGGCGCUGAACCCCCGCAAUUAGCAAAACCCUAGGUUUUCUGAUUCGUUCCCACAUUGUACCCCUUUUUUUGUGUGAAUAAGAGGCUUUCUCUAUGGCAUUUGAUCACAACUUGGUUUCAAAAGAUCUGAGGCCGGUGAACGUUGCUCGGCCUUUGAUCGACGAUGGCCGCAUUGGGGUGGUGGGAGGAGGAGCAAACACCGCGCCUAAUUCAGCUACGUCGGCGGCGACGGUUAUGAGCCCUGAAUUUUUCACCGCCGCCCCCGACGGGACGAUUCCGGUUUUCUAUUCAACAGCAGCGGUGCCGGAUUCCGGCGGGUAUGUUGGCGUAGGGUAUAGGAAUGUGGCACCGGCGGCCGUUGCACAGUGGGUCCCGGUGGCAGCAGCAGCUGGUAAUGUAAAUAUUGGUGCGACGACUGUUCCAGCUGCUGUAGGGUACGGUUAUAAUCAUCCUAAUAAUUUGGGGAAUAGGGUAGUGGGUAAUGCUGUUGAUCAAGCUAGUACUGAAAUGUUGGUAGGUGGAUUUGGUUCCAAUCCUCGUACUAACCCCAAUUCGAACAACGAUUUGUUGAACUCGGGUCAUGGUUACAGCCCGAGUGCAGCCAAUCGGGGGAGUGGUGGUGGUGGGGUCGAUCACACGAGCGAAGAUGGUGGGGAUGACUCGGCAUCUGGGAAGAAAGUCAAGCUGUUGUGUAGUUUUGGAGGGAAGAUUCUGCCUAGACCGAGCGAUGGUGCAUUGAGAUAUGUCGGAGGGCAGACGCGGAUUAUCAGCGUGAGAAGAGAAGCGACAUUUGGUGAGCUGAUGCGGAAGAUGGUGGACACAUAUGGGCAACCGGUUGUUAUGAAGUACCAGCUUCCCGAUGAGGAUUUGGAUGCAUUGGUUUCAGUCUCGUGCCCUGAAGAUCUCGAUAACAUGUUGGAUGAGUAUGAGAAGUUGGUGGAGAGAUCCUCAGAUGGCUCUGGUAAAUUGAGGGUGUUCCUGUUUUCAGCUGCAGAGCUCGAUACUUCUGGUAUGGUGCAGUUAGGAGAUAUGCAGGAUAGUGGUCAAAGAUAUGUUGAUGCAGUCAAUGGGAUUGUUGCCGACAAUGGUGGUGGCGGGAUGAUCUCAAGGAAGGAGAGUAUGGCUAGUGCUACCUCGACUCAGAAUUCAGAUGUUAGCGGGGCUGAAGCAGUUGACAUCCAGGGUUUCGGACUAGGGGAUGUGACUGGAACUUCAUCGGUCAGCGGGCUUUCUCCUAAGGGGAAUUCAGUUAACUCCCAAGAUGCUACCCCGAGAUUGUUGUCUGGGGAUCCUAAUCCUAACCCACCACUUUAUGCUGACACAUCAUCUGUUUCUUUGGGGAUUCCACUUAUGAAUUCCGGUUCUCCUCCGGCAUUAAUUUCCCAGCAAGAGUUUGAUUUUGAAAGGUCAGCUGCUCCGGUAAAUCUGUCACAGCAGCAGAUGGGAUAUGAACUACCUCAAACAGGAAUGCCAGUUCAAUCGAAUGCACCUCAUCUGCCAGCAUAUAGGGACUAUUUACAUGCAGCUCCUCAAAUGGGAUACCCGAAUGCCCAAAUGUUGGCCACUGCUGGUGGGUCCCUGUUCACUCAACAACCGAUUCAUGAUGUUAAUGCUUCUCUGAGUCCUCAUCAGUAUAUCCCCGGAGUGCACAUGACGAUGGCACCCUCAUCCUCUCAUGCUCCCAUGAGGCCCGCGAUGGUUCAACCCAUGAUGCAAGCUCAACCAACUCGGUUGGACCAUUAUCCAAACGAAAAUAUGUAUGGAACGAGGAUAAUGCAGAUUCCGGUCGAUUCGAACUACAACAUGUAUCAGACACAGGUUCCUCAGCCGGCAGUUAUUGGGGGAGGGUAUAGCUGGAGGCAGGUUCCUCGGCCAGAACAUGUUGUCUAUUCUGAUGGUAUGAUUCAUCAUCAACAAGUACAAUAUCCUGAAAAAACUUCAAGACUGGAUGAUUGUCUGAUGUGUCAGAAAGCAUUGCCUCAUGCACACUCUGAUCCUGUUGUUCAAGAACAAAGUCCUCUGUCUCUUGACUCAGUCUAUCAUAGUCUUCGUUUGGAAGAAAGUUCGAAGGUCCGGCCAUUGAACAGGGUAAUGGUGACUGGAGCGUUGGCGGAAGGCACUGUUGGAGCUCAAUCAGAAGCAAUGGAUUUACCUCGGUGUGCUGAGGCAUUUCAUGAAGCCGAGAAAAUUUCCCCCAGGAAGAAGGAAGUUCCUCCGGAGCAACCUAAGAUGUCGGCUCCUCUUGGUAUGAUGGGUAUACAAAGUGAUGCUCAGUCUAGUUAUGGGCUGUUAAUGGGUGCUAUGCCUCAAUCUCGGGCAGAUGAUUCUCUUCAACAGCAGCAUCCAGUGGCAGCACCUCGUGUAGCUGGUGGUGAUCCACCUGUUCAAGCUUCCGAAGGCAUGAUAUAUGAGGCUCCAAGGGCACCACAAGUUGGUAACCUUCCGCAUGUCGUUUCAAAAGAAAACAUGCUUGAUUCUUUUGUUCCACACGACCAGCUGAAACCAAUUGAGGGCCACAAGCCAGCUACCGAUCAGAAAACCCAGCACGUUGUACCUUCAAGGGAGUUGCUUCCGGACUCGAAUUAUCUCAAGCCAGAAGCUUUGCCUGCUGCUGAAUUCUCAUAUCUACACAGCUCUCAACCCAUCGAACCAUAUGAUGUUGCUCAACCACGAUAUUCAGGCGAUCCGGGAGCACAUCUGCACUCCAUGGUUGGUGCUCUCUUAGAUUCUGGUGAUGUCAGUUGUGUCAAUCCACAGUAUGUUGUUGAGCCCGUGUGUCAUGCUGAUAGAGUCCAUCCUCCUGUUAGCGAGAGCAAUUCUGAUAUCUCCAGGCUACUAACGAGUACUCUUGCCAAUGAAGUGGAAUCCUUAGCACUGAGUGGGGAUCCACCAUCUACAGCAUCACCAUCUAGUAGACUUGGGGCAAUGCAGGAAUCUUCAGACUCCCUUUUCAGCAACCAGGAUCCUUGGAACUUGAGGCACGAUACUCAUUUCCCUCCUCCUAAACCUCUCAAGAUUGCGACUAGGAAGGACACUUUGAGUACUGGAGAUCCUUUCAAGGAAAGCAACAUUGUUAAUGCCGGGGAAUUGGUUCCAGAUGUGCUGUUGGAUGAUGGAAUUUCUCAGACACACUGCGGUUCGGAGCAUACUCUAUCUUCCAAAGGCUCAGAGGAUAGGCUUAUCAAACAAGAACUUCAGGCUGUAGCUGAAGGAGUAGCUGCCUCUGUUUUUAAGUCGAGUACACCAAGUACUGACUUAACUGGACAUGAUGGAAAUCAAACUCCUUUCGGAGCAAGUGAACAACCCAAGGAGGCUGCCUCGAUUAAAGACGUGGAAACACAGUUUAAAGCUAAAGCUGAGGAUCUGAAGAACAAACAGCCGGAAAAGGUGAACGUGGGAUUUCCAAUGUCGGAAGGUGCAGGACGCCUACAGAUUAUAAAGAGUGGUGACCUUGAAGAGCUAUUCGAAUUGGGUUCUGGUACCUUUGGAACAGUUUACCAUGGAAAGUGGCGGGGUACAGAUGUUGCAAUUAAGCGGAUCAAUGACAGAUGUUUUGCAGGAAAACCUUCAGAACAAGAACGCAUGAUUGACGAUUUCUGGAAUGAAGCUAUCAAGCUUGCUGAUCUGCACCACCCAAAUGUGGUAGCUUUUUAUGGGGUUGUACUAGAUGGCCCUGGAGGUUCCGUAGCAACUGUGACUGAGUAUAUGGUUAAUGGCUCUUUGCGGACGGCUUUGCAAAAAAACGAGAGGAGCCUGGACAAACGUAAGCGCCUCUUAAUCGCCAUGGACGUGGCUUUUGGCAUGGAAUAUCUGCAUGGGAAAAAUAUAGUUCAUUUCGACCUGAAGAGUGACAAUCUGCUAGUUAAUCUUAGAGAUCCGCAUCGUCCGAUAUGCAAGGUUGGCGAUCUGGGCUUGUCGAAAGUAAAAUGUCAAACGCUAAUCUCAGGUGGUGUAAGGGGAACACUUCCAUGGAUGGCACCUGAGCUUUUGAACGGCAGCAGUAGCCUUGUAUCUGAGAAGGUUGAUGUGUUCUCAUUCGGUAUCGUGUUGUGGGAGCUUCUUACUGGGGAAGAGCCAUAUGCAGACUUACACUAUGGCGCGAUAAUAGGUGGCAUUGUCAGCAACACCCUGAGGCCGCCAGUGCCAGACUCUUGUGACCCGGAAUGGAAAUCGUUGAUGGAGAGAUGCUGGUCCUCAGAGCCUGCCGAGAGGCCGAGCUUUACCGUGAUAGCGAACGAGUUGAGAGCAAUGUCAGCCAAGAUACCUUCCAGGGGGCAGACUCCCGCUCAGCAAGGUGCUUCCGCGCAACCUCAACCUCAAAAGUGAGUCUCCAGGGGAGUUGGUUCUUUCCUCGUGGCUCAAUGGAGACAGAGUUAGCAGACAUCAGAGGUAAUCUGCUGCAAGUCAAUAUGGGUUUAUCUGUAGGAAGGAUGAGAACGCCCGUCAUUUAACCUUUACCUUAUUUUCUUUAGUAGAGAUGAUUAUAGUUGCUGGACUCUUUUAAGAGUAACUAGGGGUUUUUUUUUUAAUGGUUGUGACUAGUGUUUUUGGUUUCGUUUCCUGUGUGCAAAAAGGGUCAAAAAGGAAAAAAAAGAAGAAAUUUUGUUUCGUGUACUUGAAACUUUCGUCUCAUUGACAAUCUUGUUAUAUAUAUCAUUAUAUUUGUGUACAUUAUUCGAA
This is a messenger RNA of Linum tenue, 5299 nucleotides long. The record is from the annotation of a GenBank genome assembly. NCBI's taxonomy places the organism in Eukaryota, Viridiplantae, Streptophyta, Magnoliopsida, Malpighiales, Linaceae.